UAUUUGAAAAAUUUAUCACAAUUAACUUCAAGGUAAAUAGAACUAUAAUUAUUGAUACGCGUUUAAUAUUUUCUACCAAGUACGUAACUACUUGGAUAUGUUUAUGUACGUAUAAGCAGUGAUACGUACACAGAAGAUAUUAAGCGCCCUCGAGUGACCAUAUGUACAGACGUACUGACGUUUCGUUAUUUCGUAAAAACGUCAUUGUGUGUAGUGUGUGCUCGCGUUAAGAACAUUGAUAAACUUUUAUCAAGAAAUCUAACAGUAAAUAUAUGAAAAAAUAGUCCCAUUCGAGGAAGAAAGCGAACGAUUUGGUAUAGAACAAUCGUUCGUUUGAGUAAUUGGAAACAGCGUAUAUCAUCCAUCAGUCAGAGAGUUUAUCACGACCGUGAUAGACUGAAUAUAUGCUAUAUUCGCCACGUAUAUAGGUACGUGUGUACAAGAUCAUACCAUAUAAUUCUUCAAUAUUUUGGUCGAUGGUUUCUAGAUAUUUCAUUGACAUGGAGGUAAAUUGAACAUUGUUUUCAAGCGAAUUUUAACAAAGUAAAUAUAAUAACAUCGGAAAGUUUCGGAAGACAGUCAACAAAUGACCUUGAAUCAUGCUUCAAGCGAUUAUUGCACCUUGUAACGCGAUAUGUCAGACAGUCGUGUUUAUAGAUUAAUUUCUUUCCUUGUUCCAUUCGCGGUAACCAAUUGACACAAGAUUUUUUGGAUUAUUGGAUUUUCUACAUAUGUUUCGUGGAAGAGAUGAAUAAAUUAUGAAUAAUAAGAAACUGUUUAUGCAUUAGUGUUUAUUUGUCAGAUUUUAUCUCAAGUGAGCCUGAUAAUUAAUGCAGAACCACUUUCUUUCCUUUCCACAUUUUGUUUGCGUAAUAAAAACGAACAAAGAUGAGCUGCGUUCGUUGCUGCUUAACCAAUGCCAGCCGCAUUGCAUCUUCAAAUCAUGUGGCAAAUCAUGUUCACAAAAUCGUAAGAGUAGCUGUGAUUAGAUCGUUGACAGUUGGUACCGCUUUGGGAAAAGCACCCUCCGAACCUACUCCACCUGGUAAAGAUACUAAUAGUAGCGCGUCAUCCGCUGGAAAUGGCGGUGGGAAGAAAAAUACUCUUACAUGUCCAAAAUGUGGUGAUCCUUGUACACACGUAGAAACUUUUGUGUCAUCAACAAGGUUUGUCAAGUGCGAGAAAUGUCAUCACUUUUUUGUCGUUCUAUCGGAGGUAGAUUCAAAAAGAAGCCUUAAAGAAGCUUUAAGACCAGAUGAUACAAAACAAGGAUUUUAUAGAAAACCACCGCCACCACCAAAGAAGAUUUUUGAGUACCUAAACAAACAUGUUGUAGGUCAAGAAUAUGCUAAAAAAGUUUUGAGCGUCGCUGUUUAUAAUCACUACAAACGAAUCUAUAAUAACUUUCCAGUGCAGAAUUCAAUGCAAGGUUCUAUUAAUGCAAGUGGUACACAAGAUUUGAAUCAUCCCUUCACUCAUAGAGACUUACUACAUAUUUCAACUAUUGGAAAUUCGCUCGGCGUUGGAUUCCAGCAAUAUCCUGCAGGAAACGAGUAUAAAUCAACAGAAAAUCAAUCAGUCUCUGGAUCUGAUAUUCUUGAUAGUAAACAACAUCAAUUGAAAUUAGAGAAAAGUAACAUCUUGUUACUCGGCCCAACUGGUAGCGGGAAAACGUUGCUCGCUCAAACAAUAGCUCAAUGUCUCGAUGUACCUUUUGCUAUUUGUGAUUGCACGACGCUGACACAAGCAGGGUACGUUGGUGAAGAUAUAGAAAGCGUUAUCGCAAAAUUGCUUCAGGAUGCAAAUUACGUAGUGGACAGAGCGCAAAUGGGUAUCGUAUUCUUAGACGAAGUUGAUAAAAUUGGCGCUGUUCCCGGCAUACAUCAACUGCGAGACGUUGGCGGAGAAGGUGUACAGCAGGGAAUGUUAAAAAUGUUAGAGGGUACGAUUGUGAACGUACCGGAAAGAAAUAGCUCUAGAAAAUUACGCGGAGAUACAUUACAAAUCGAUACUACAAAUAUUUUAUUUGUUGCCUCCGGCGCGUACAAUGGAUUAGAUAGAUUGAUUUUGCGACGUAAAACCGAAAAGUAUCUUGGAUUUGGUGCAUCGCCGUCUUCUGAGAGUCCAGGAAGAAGAGCUGCGAAUUUAGCAGACGUUGCGAACAUGUCACCGUCUACGGAAAGAGAUAACAAAGAGAAGGAUUUGCUGUUACAACAAGUCGAAGCAAGAGAUUUAAUUGAUUUUGGUAUGAUUCCUGAAUUUGUUGGCAGAUUUCCAGUCUUGGUACCGUUUCACACACUCGACAGAGAUAUGCUUGUUAGAAUACUGACCGAACCUCAAAAUGCCAUGGUGCCUCAAUAUCAAAUGUUAUUCUCAAUGGACAAGGUAGAAUUGACGUUCACCACGGAGGCUUUAAACGCGAUAGCGUUGUUAGCAAUGGAGAAGAAAACUGGCGCAAGAGGGCUGCGAGCUAUCAUGGAAUCACUGCUUCUGGAGCCCAUGUUCGAAGUGCCAGGUAGCGAUGUAAUGUCAGUCCACGUAACUGAAGGAUGUGUACGAGGACAAGAAAAACCACAGUACAUCAGAAGAGGUGAUGUCACCGAGGAGGAAUUACACGCUCAGCAUAUACACAAUUAACAUAUAAUUUAUACUAAGAACCUACCACACAUCUGAUCGAUUUCUUGAAAAAAUUGUUCAAAACUAUAUCUUACGAUAAUAGCUUUCGAUCUAACACAAAUUUGUGAAUAAUAUGUGUUCAUUAUAAUCUAUGUUUUUUUAACAAAACAAAAUUACACUACAUCGAUAACAUUAAGGAGAAGAAAGAACGAAAUGCAAAUAACACUAGGAGACCGUGCAAUUAUAAUUAUUCUGUAUUAAUUAGUAUCGCAUGCAAUACGGAUGCAGAUAAAACAAAUCGAUUGUGGUAUGCAAUUUACUUUGUGUUCAAGCAAUUCGUGACAAUAUCAACAAGUUUGUUAUUGAAUUGUUUCUAGAUACACGCGCGUGUGUACACACGCCUACAUACAAAUUUUCACUUAUAAAAGUGAACGGAAAUUUUAUCGUGAUUUUAGUAGAUUGAGAUCAUAUAAAUUAAAAGCAAAAGAUACUCGGACUGCUACUACUAUGCAAAAAUAAAUUUAACGUGUAAUAUUUUAGCGUUUUACAAUUAUAAUAUCUAAGUUUCUGUUCUACAUACUAUUGUAACAGAUAGAAAACGCAAUUAGUGGGUAUAACAUCUGUUAAUAUUUAGGUAUUGUACAAUAUCGUGUAAUAUAUACAAUGUAAAUGAUUCACGCAUAUAUUACAUUAUAGUUACUAAAAUAUGCAAAACAAUUACAACUAUACGAUCAAGAUUACACGAAGCUAGUACAAAUUCAUCAUAUAUUGUUACACAUGUAUAAAUACACAUCUUGUUGGAACUGAAAAAUUGUAUGAAAUAGUCUCGACUCUCUUUCAUUUUGAGAUUAUUUUUAAAUAAUUAAAACACCUUGAACAAGAAUUUAGGAAACAGGUUUUUUAUGAAAUAUUAAAUCAUAUUAAACAAACUAUGUUUAAGUUUUAAAGUUGAGAGUAGAUAAUAUUAUAUAUAUAUAGAGAGAGAGAGAUUAUCAAUUUUGAUAACGUAUCAAAUAAAAUGGGAAAGAAAUUAAGAUUUCUGAAACAGUAUGUACUUUCUGAAGAUUUAGAAUUAUUAAGCAUUAGUUAGCGAUAGAUAUAUAUUCUCGUCGAUUGUUUCAUUUUAUUUUACGUAUAUGAAAACUAGGUGUAAAUGAAAGGCUGUGUAAUAUAUGAUGCAAGUUAAAAAAAAAAAAGAUUGUACACAUAUAAAGUUGUAAACAAAUGUUGAAAGUAAAUGCUGGUGUGAUAUUA
Bombus pyrosoma is the source of this 3870-nucleotide messenger RNA. RefSeq names its product ATP-dependent Clp protease ATP-binding subunit clpX-like, mitochondrial (gene ClpX). Gene Ontology annotation, molecular function: zinc ion binding; protein dimerization activity; ATP-dependent protein folding chaperone. The record is from RefSeq and is a predicted model, not a curated record. Gene Ontology annotation, biological process: protein folding; protein catabolic process; proteolysis. Gene Ontology annotation, cellular component: mitochondrial matrix. Bases 889 to 2637 code for a protein of 582 amino acids. NCBI's taxonomy places the organism in Eukaryota, Metazoa, Arthropoda, Insecta, Hymenoptera, Apidae. The transcript has 7 exons.